AUGCCUUCCAUCGCGCUUGGUCCUGCGCCCCGCCUUCGCAGCAGCGCCAGUUCGCUUGCGUCUUGCGCCCCCUCGCCUUUCGCGCCAAUUCCCCGCGCAUUUCAUUCGCCUGCGCCCACGCGCCAUCGACGGGCGGAGGCACAGCGCAGAGGUCGUUGCGUCGCGAUUUCGUCAUCGCUCGUCGCGUGCGCACCCAGCGCGGCGUCGUUUCGAGACGGUCAGGUGAGAGCCGUGCGCGUGUGGCACUCAGGCCGCCGUGCGCGUGGGUCAGCGCUGCUGGGGCGCGCGCGCCGUCAUGCAGCGCGUGCGGCGAGGCGACCCGCCGUCUGCGCGCAGCCGGGAGGGACACGAGCGUUCGGGGAGGGCGACGAUGGCCCGUUGCUGGCAGCGACCACUCCGUGCCCACACCGGCGCUUCUCUCCAUCUGCCAUGGCCAGCCCUGCAGACCACUCCGCACCACCACAACCUCAUGCUGCCCAACCAAGUGAUGCUGCCGAACCGAGGGACGCGACCAAGGCUGCACUGGAGGGCCGGAAUGAGCGCGGCAUGGCGGAGGUGGCAGCGCUGAGGCGCGAGGAGGUGGGCGUGGUGGUGGUGGACCACGGGUCAAGGCGCGCCGAGUCCAACCAACAGCUCGACGUCUUCGUGGGAGUGUUUCAGCAGGAGACGGGCUACUCCAUCGUGGAGCCGGCGCACAUGGUGAGGGGCGCACAUGGAGAUAGCGGAGCCGUCCAUAGCGGUGGCGUUCAUGCGGUGCGUGCAGAGGGGCGCCAGGGGCGUCAUCGUGUGCCCCUACUUCCUCUCGCCCGGCCGCCACUGGCAGCGGGACAUCCCAGCGCUGGCAGCAGAGGCAGCAGCGCAGCACAGCAACGGAGUGCCCUUUAUAGUCACCGCGCCCAUUGGGGUGCAUCCACUCGUUGCU
Closterium sp. Naga37s-1 is the source of this 922-nucleotide messenger RNA. The record is from the annotation of a GenBank genome assembly. NCBI's taxonomy places the organism in Eukaryota, Viridiplantae, Streptophyta, Zygnematophyceae, Desmidiales, Closteriaceae.